AUCGAGUUCAUUGUGAAUCUAUGAGUUGCCAUACACAUUACAUUUACACCUAGUAGUAGAGGAAAAGUAAGAAAAGGUAAAGAGUGCAAAGAAGAGCAAUAGAAGUCUACUUUUAUAAAAAGAGGAGGCGGGACGAAGAGUUGGACACUAUAAGAACAAACUAUAGCUGGACUUUUACUCAUUUGUCUCCGCCACCCAUAUUUCCAAUUUUUUUUCUUAAAAGAGAGAAAAAAAUAUUUAGAAAAUUCUUAUCAAGCGUUUGGAUUUGACGAAAUAUUUUUCUCAAAUUUCACGAAAUCUUCUCUCUUUAAUCAACCAAAAACCUACAUCCCAGAAAUAUAUUUAUUUAACAAAAUUUAUUAAAUUAAAAUUAGGGGUUGUUCUUAUUUUUUGUUUAUUGUAUUUUCUCCUUAUUUUUCUCUCACCCCCUUCGAAUAAGGAGAAAAUAAAAACUGAAGAAAAGAGAGGAGAAACUACGAGGAACAAAGCGCACAAUAUUGGAGAGAGAAAAUAAGAAAUAAAGUCACCGAUUGAAGUAUAUAUCCAGGGUUCAUGUGUGCAAACUCUGUGAUGUUUCCUGAUACAGUACAGUGAUUCUUUUGGUUUUGAUUCCUUGCAAUUAUCAACGUUGUUGAUUGGAAAGUUUUUGAUUUUGUGGUGUGGGGUUGUUUAAAAGGAUUUAUUGAUCUGUUGGUGUUUAAUUUGAGCUAGUAAUCAUGGUUGCCACGGCUGCAACUUCUGCUUUCUUACCUGUUGCUCCCUUACCUCCUGACUCGAAUUCGAAAUCCUCCUCGUCAAAACUUGGUUCCUCGAAUUUAGAUACCAGUGGUAUCAAGCCAAAAUCUGGCUCAUCUCGCGGUUUGAAAGUGAAAACCAAUGCACAAGCUCCCCCGAAGAUGAUCAAUGGCUCUUCGGUUGGUUAUUCUUCAACUAAGGAAGGGUUGAAGAGUGGGGAAGAAACCUCUUCUUCACCCCAGAGGACUUUUAUCAAUCAAUUGCCUGAUUGGAGCAUGCUUCUUGCUGCUAUUACUACAAUGUUUUUGGCUGCUGAGAAGCAGUGGAUGAUGCUUGACUGGAAAACAAAGCGUCCGGACGUGCUUGGUGACCCUUUUGGCUUGGGAAGGAUGGUUCAAGAUGGGUUUGUCUUCAGACAGAACUUCUCUAUUAGGUCGUAUGAGAUAGGGGCGGAUAGAACGGCCUCUAUAGACACAUUAAUGAAUCAUCUGCAGGAAACAGCACUCAAUCAUGUGAAAUCAGCAGGGCUUUGGGGUGAUGGCUUUGGUGCAACCCCAGAAAUGUGCAAAAAAAAUUUAAUUUGGGUGGUUACUAGAAUGCAGGUUCUUGUGGAUCGUUAUCCAACUUGGGGAGAUGUUGUUCAAGUUGAUACCUGGGUUAGUUCAUCUGGAAAGAAUGGUAUGCGUCGUGACUGGCUGUUUAGAGACUGUAGGACGGGUGAAAUUCUCACUAGAGCUUCAAGUGUCUGGGUGAUGAUGAAUAAAGAUACAAGGAGGUUGUCAAAAAUGCCAGAUGAAGUGCGUGCUGAAAUUGGGCCCUACUUUGUGGAUACUCCUCCUGUCAUCGCGGAGGAUGGGAGGAAGCUUCAAAAACUUGACGACAACUCUGCUGAACACAUCCGUACUGGUCUUACUCCUAGAUGGAAUGAUUUGGAUGUCAAUCAGCAUGUCAACAAUGUUAAGUACAUUGGCUGGAUUCUUGAGAGUGCUCCACAAUCAAUACUGGAGACCCAUGAACUCUCAGGGAUGACUUUGGAGUACAGGAGGGAGUGUGGAAAGAACAAUGUGAUAUCCUCGCUCACUUCUGUCUCUGGUGCUAGUGUUGGAGGACUCCAAGAUUCUGGGAAUGUAGAGUGCCAGCAUUUGCUGCGACUUGAGGACGGAUCCGAGGUUGUAAGGGGAAGAACUGAGUGGAGGCCCAAGCAUGCUAAGAACUUUGGCAUGUUGGAUCAAGCUCCAGUAGAGAGCACCUAGUGGCCGCGAACAUCCCUCUCCCAUAUUCUUGUGCAAAUUUCAAAUCUUGGCCCUGGAAUCUCAAAUGCUUUUACUUCCCCUUUUCUUCUUUCCUUUUACCCUUUUUUUUUUCCUUUUCCUUUUCCCCUAUAUAUGUUUUUAAUUUGCGCCGAUGUGCUAAAUGAUUCUACAAAAACCCCCCAUGUAAUUAUCCUAUGAUAUGUAUCUUCUACCUCCCCCCUUCUUCCUCAUCUUAAUGAUCAUGGUAGGACAAUGAUAAGAAAUUAGGGAUAUGUUUUGUUCUUUAAUUCUUUUUGAAUGGUUGUUAUGGUGAGUUUCUUAUUCAGAGCAGAUACCUAUUCACUUAA
Messenger RNA from Chenopodium quinoa (quinoa), 2335 nucleotides. RefSeq names its product palmitoyl-acyl carrier protein thioesterase, chloroplastic-like. Gene Ontology annotation, molecular function: fatty acyl-[ACP] hydrolase activity; acyl carrier activity. Bases 717 to 1988 code for a protein of 423 amino acids. The transcript has 7 exons. The record is from RefSeq and is a predicted model, not a curated record. Gene Ontology annotation, biological process: fatty acid biosynthetic process. NCBI's taxonomy places the organism in Eukaryota, Viridiplantae, Streptophyta, Magnoliopsida, Caryophyllales, Amaranthaceae.